Molecule: messenger RNA, 885 nt
Organism: Symbiodinium sp. CCMP2592
Lineage: Eukaryota; Dinophyceae; Suessiales; Symbiodiniaceae
Source: the annotation of a GenBank genome assembly
AUGCAGAUGUCUUCACGGGCCGUGGUUGUGCUCGCUUUGCUUGGCCGUGUGUGUGCUGGAGAGGCGGCCGCGGCAUGUGCCACAGCCAGCAUCGAUGGUUGCAGUUCCGCGAAGACGGACGAGACCGCUUUGCUGCAGCUGGACUCCGGUGACAUUUCGGCUUCGAAGCAGGGCUUGAACAAGCCUCGUCGAUGGCGUCGUCGCCGUGGACGUGGUAAGAAUGGAGCCUACUCAUACACAUAUGGUAAGUAUGGUUACAAGGCAAAAAGCACAACCACGUCCACUACUGCCGAUGCCGUCACACUGCCCAGUCUUUGCAACUAUGUGAUCGAGAUCAGCCGCAGCGACCAAGGUGCCAAUACACCGUGGCUAAAUCGAACAGCGACUGGGCCCCCCGGGGCGACCUUCGAGACCGGACGCGACUUCGAGGAUUUCUGCUCCACUACCGCAAAUGGGGCCGGCUUCUGCGACGACACCCACAACAUCACAGCCAUUCGCGUCAUCAAGAACAGCACGGGUGACAUUGUGGGCACCGGCGUUUGCUGCAACUUUGUCACGAACCACAUCGUGCGGGUGAUCAGCGACUGUGGCCCGACCAUGCCGGGGCCACCUGUUUGCACUUACACGGUCGGCAUCGCCCGCAGCGAUUUCCCCCGCGUUGUUAACUUCAAUCAAAAGGUAGCCGGCCCGCCGGGCGACAGCUUCACCUUUGACGGCACGUGUUCCACGACCCUCCCGGGCGGUCCAGACUGUGUCAACAAGCAUAACGUGGCAGCAGGAGUGCGAAUCUUGAAGAACAGCCAAAACGAAAGUGUGAGUUCUGGCCACUGCUGCAACAGUAUUGAAAGCUCAGUCCUGACGGUCACAAACGACUGUGACGAGUGA